AUGCGACCUCUCAACCAAACCUCCAUCUCCACAAAAUAUGUCCGCCAAACACCCUUCUCCGUCCCUCUUCGCCGAACCCUCUCCACCACCACGCCACCACCACCACAACAACCAUCUCAAUCACCACCCUCGAACCCCAACAAGAAACGCCUCCACGAGCUCACCCCCACCGACAUAUCCUACUACUGGGACACCACAAUCCCAACUCCCCCGCAACUCACCUACGCCGACAAGAUCUUCACGCCCACCCGCCACGGCCCCAUUAAACUCUGGUCCGCGAGUAAAUUCCGAACCACGCCGCUGUCGUCUGUGGAGCCGGAAGUCGCCUUCUUGGGACGUUCCAAUGCGGGUAAAUCCUCGCUGCUGAAUGCUGUCAUGGGGAAGGAGAUCUGUUGGACGUCGUCGAAGCCGGGGCGCACGAGGGAGAUGAAUGCGUUUGGGAUCGGGGGCACGAAGGGGGGGGAGUCGAAGGUCGUGUUGUUGGAUAUGCCGGGGUAUGGGCGGGCGAGUCGCGCGGAGUGGGGGGUGGAGAUUAUGAAGUACUUGCAGGGGAGAAAGCAGCUUCGACGAGCGUUCCUCCUCAUUGACAGUGACCAUGGAAUCAAGAAAACAGACAAAGAUAUCCUAAUGCUAUUCCGACGAUACGCGAUCCCACAUCAAAUCGUCCUCUCGAAAGUCGACAAAGUGCUAGCGAAGAAGAAAAGCCAAGUGAAAAGCGGCGUGUCGACCGCCAGCGUCGCCUCGUUACAGAAAAUGCUACAGGGCCUGAGACCCGUCGUGCAGCCAGUCGUCCAAGUGGAGGGCCCCGGUGCGCUAGGGGAGAUCUUGACGUGCAGCGCGGAGACGACAAUGGGUCCGGGACAGGCGUUGGGGGUCAGCGCUUUGCGGUGGGCCAUUCUGUCGGCGGCCGGGUUGGACGGAAAGGUCGAAGCGCGGGCGGAAGCGGCUUCGUCGUCUGUUUUUACUCUGUCUGCGUCUGUGUCGUGA
Molecule: messenger RNA, 987 nt
Organism: Aspergillus affinis
Lineage: Eukaryota; Fungi; Ascomycota; Eurotiomycetes; Eurotiales; Aspergillaceae
Product: translation initiation/elongation factor MRX8
Exons: 2
Coding region: 1-987 (328 amino acids)
Cellular component (GO): mitochondrion
Molecular function (GO): GTP binding
Source: RefSeq, a predicted model, not a curated record